AUGUUAAAGACACAAGUGAUUAUUUGCAUCUUCCAGUUUUCCUUGUUAUAUUGCCAUUUGAUCCACAGAAUCAUCGAUCUACAAUCCAAAUUAAUGAUCGCUAUUGAUGUGGCCAAAGGCAUGGAAUACCUUCACAACCUGACUCAACCAAUCAUACACCGAGAUCUCAACAGCCAUAACAUCCUACUGUACGAAGAUGGCCAUGCUGUGGUAGCUGAUUUUGGAGAAUCCAGAUUCCUUUUGUCAAUGGAUGAAGACAACAUGACAAAGCAGCCAGGGAACCUGCGCUGGAUGGCUCCUGAGGUAUUCACACAGUGUACCCGUUACACCAUCAAAGCCGAUGUGUUCAGUUAUGCCCUGUGUCUGUGGGAGCUGCUGACUGGAGAAAUCCCCUUUGCCCACCUCAAACCUGCUGCUGCUGCUGCUGAUAUGGCAUACCACCAUGUCCGCCCUCCGGUCGGCUACUCUAUACCCAAACCUAUCUCGUCUCUGCUGAUCAGGGCUUGGAAUGCAUGUCCUGAGAGAGCUACAAGCUACAUAAGCCCAGAGCUGACACUGAACCAUCGCUGUGGCUCUGCACCAGUCAUACCUGCUGGCUACACACAAAGUGAAUUCACAGAGAUAAACUCAAACAAAGAAUUACCACUAAACCUCUCUGUUCUCCGUCGGCAAAAGUGA
Messenger RNA from Chiloscyllium plagiosum (whitespotted bambooshark), 678 nucleotides. NCBI's taxonomy places the organism in Eukaryota, Metazoa, Chordata, Chondrichthyes, Orectolobiformes, Hemiscylliidae. The record is from RefSeq and is a predicted model, not a curated record.